CAUAGCAGAUAAGAACAUUAAUUUCCAGACAAUGACCUGCUCCUCUUCUUCACUUCGGCGCCUCUCUACACCAUCAUCAGUCACAAAACCCACAUUUGCAUUGACUACACAGUGGAUUUGGUAUUGGAAGAAUGACCAAGGCCAGUGGAUUGAAUAUGGAGAACAGGGAGAAGGGGAUAGUGUGAAGUCACCAUCUUCUGAUAUUAUUGAGAAUUCGUAUCUAGCAGAUCCAGAUGCUACCAUAUCUUUCCAGGCUGGCUUGAAUCAUUACCAGCUCAAUUUUAAAGAAAUGACCCAGACAAACAUCGUGUUUAAAACUCGAAGACGGGUCUGCCGGCGACCAAAGUUUGUGUCUGCUGAAGAUGUGCAGAAGAUAAAGAAAGGCCAGAGGGAUUCUUCUAUUCCGAAUCAAACCUGUCCUAUCCACUGGGAUCCAUCUGCACUGCCUGAUCUGGGAUACAAGGCAGUGGAGAUCAGUAACAAAACUCCUGAAUAUGACAAAAUAAAGCAGCUGUUCCUUCAGACUAUGAGAAACUACAGUGUCUCUAAAAUACAGAGAAUUCAGAAUCCAUCCCUCUGGAAAGUGUUUCAGUGGCAAAAGGAACAGAUGAAAAGGGAAAAUGGAGGUAAGGAAGUAAAGGAAAAGCUCCUGUUCCAUGGAACCAGCAGUUCCCAUGUGGAAGCCAUUUGUACUCACAACUUUGACUGGAGAAUUUGUGGAAGCAAUGGAACUUGCUAUGGAAAGGGAAGUUACUUUGCUAGAGAUGCUUCCUAUUCCCACGCAUACUGUCAGCCUGCAGUGAAAACAAAUAUCAUGUUCGUGGCUCGCGUAUUGGUUGGAGAUUAUGUUAAAGGUGAUGCAUCCUAUGUUCGCCCCCCAUCUAAGUCUAGGUGUGGGCUUCGGUUUUAUGACAGCUGUGUGGACAAUGAGUUAAAUCCCUCCAUUUUUGUUGUCUUUGAAAAAUACCAGAUUUAUCCUGAGUAUUUAAUAGAGUAUAAGGAGGAAGAAAAAAAAUGUAUUGUAUCUUAG
Molecule: messenger RNA, 1030 nt
Organism: Pterocles gutturalis (yellow-throated sandgrouse)
Lineage: Eukaryota; Metazoa; Chordata; Aves; Pterocliformes; Pteroclidae
Product: poly [ADP-ribose] polymerase 12-like
Exons: 7
Molecular function (GO): NAD+ poly-ADP-ribosyltransferase activity
Source: RefSeq, a predicted model, not a curated record